GCUAGCCUGGGCCUAAUGCCGCUGACACAACUCAGCUCCGAUUACGCUCCGAGAUUUGUGCGUUUGAGCUUCCUCCGUACCAAGUACCUUGCCGGUGCCGUUUUCCCUCGCAUGCUGCAGUAGAAUUCGACCAUAGUUGAGGUGUAUCGGCUGUGAUACCCGUAGUCACCAGCUGUUGACCGCCAGCUUUGGCCUCUUUGCUCUGCUCUGAAAAUUGGGCCCUUUCCACCUCCAAUUGGCCUUUCUUGCGUCCCUCGCAGCGCCGCACAGAUGAUGCGGCAGCUCCUCCCCCGACGCGCUCUGCGCGCGCCGGCGGCCUUCGUUGCGCCGCGGCGGUCGCCGCUCGGCCUGUUCCAAGCGACGCGCCAGUACAGCAUCACCCCGGAGGCUGCGUCCGAGACGAGGCUACAGGACAUCGACCCGAGCCAGCUUGUGAUCGAGAGGACCUCAAACCCCAAGCCGCUCAAGAAGUCCGAGGACUUGAUCUUCGGGCGCAACUUCACAGGUAACUAACUACCUAGCUACUUAGAUCGAGCUCGUCCUUCCUCGGCCAAAAAGCAGACAGGACAUAUGCUAACCAAACUCCCCCGUCCCGCAGACCACAUGCUCACCAUCGAGUGGAACAAGACCACGGGCUGGCAAAAACCACACAUUGUGCCGUACCAGAACCUGUCGCUCGACCCGGCCACCUGCGUGUUCCACUACGCCUUCGAGUGCUUCGAGGGCAUGAAGGCCUACAAGGACAAGGCCGGCAAGAUCCGGCUGUUCCGCCCGGACAAGAACAUGGAGCGCUUCAACAAGUCGGCCGCGCGCAUCGCCCUGCCCAACUUCAACUCAGCCGCCCUGAUUGACCUGCUCGCCGAGUACACCAAGCUGGAGAGCCGCUUCAUCCCCGAGGAGCGCGGCUACUCGCUGUACCUGCGCCCGACCAUGAUCGGCACGCAGAAGACGCUCGGCGUCGGCCCGCCCGGCUCGGCCCUGCUCUUCGUCAUCGCCUCGCCCGUCGGGCCGUACUACCCGACCGGCUUCAAGGCCAUCUCGCUCGAGGCGACCGACUACGCGGUGCGCGCCUGGCCGGGCGGCGUGGGCGACAAGAAGCUGGGCGCCAACUACGCGCCGUGCAUCGUGCCGCAGCGCGAGGCCAUGAGCCGCGGCUUCCAGCAGAACCUGUGGCUGUUCGGCGACGAGCAGUUCGUCACCGAGGUCGGCACCAUGAACUUCUUCGUCGCCCUGCGCAACAAGCAGACCGGCCAGAAGGAGCUCAUCACGGCGCCGCUGGACGGCACCAUCCUCGAGGGCGUUACGCGCGACUCGGUGCUGGCGCUGGCGCGCGAGCGCCUCGCGCCCGAGGGCUGGAACAUCGUCGAGCGCAAGUACACCAUGGGGGAGCUGGACGAGGCCGCCAGCGAGGGGCGGCUGCUGGAGGCCUUCGGCGCCGGCACGGCCGCCAUCGUGAGCCCCGUGCGGGCCAUCAGCUGGAAGGGCAAGCUGGUGCACUGCGGGUUGAAGGACCACGAGGAGUCGGGCGAGAUCGCCACCAAGAUGAAGAACUGGAUCGAGGCGCGGCAGUACGGCGACGACCCGCAUGAGUGGAGCUACGUCUGCUAGGUUGGGAGGAUCCAUGUGCAUUGGCGAAUCUAGACUUUGUAUAGAGCAGCGGCAGCGAAUGUAUGUAAUCGGAGCGUUGAUAUUGCCGAGCGUGUUGAAUGCUUCCCCUUCCUAAGUCGCCCAGGCGUCUCCACGCAGAUGGGUAAUCUACCCUGCGAUAUGAAAUCUCAUGAUUCACCAUUGACACCGGAGUUGAGAACAUUGACAAAAAGGAAAGCAAACAAGGCAA
Molecule: messenger RNA, 1837 nt
Organism: Thermothielavioides terrestris NRRL 8126
Lineage: Eukaryota; Fungi; Ascomycota; Sordariomycetes; Sordariales; Chaetomiaceae
Exons: 1
Coding region: 604-1608 (334 amino acids)
Biological process (GO): L-valine biosynthetic process; L-leucine biosynthetic process
Cellular component (GO): mitochondrion
Molecular function (GO): branched-chain-amino-acid:2-oxoglutarate transaminase activity
Source: RefSeq, a predicted model, not a curated record